CAUCACUUCCACCUGCAAUCCUAAUAUCUUACCUUUCCCACCACCGUCUCACCCCUGCCUUCCAUUUCUCUGGCCACUUCCUCCAUCCUUCGCCACUCUCGCCACUGUCCACCCCAUAUUUCAGACACAUUUAGGGCUUGUGAGACACCCAGGAAGGAUAAUGCGAACGCAACACAGCAGAGGAGCACCUUUUGGUCUCUGAGAUUUUGCCGCUACUAUUGUCCCGAAUCGAAAUGGCCUGUGCGGAACUUUGAGCCUAAAGAUGUACUAACACAUGGCAACCUCGAAUAGGGUACCGGUGGUUCGCGCUAAACACCCAUCAUAUUAGGGAAAUUACAAGCCAAGUUGAAUUUGGAUAUUGACAUGGAUAAGGAAGGAGACGAGCAAAAAACAAAAAAGAGAAAAGUGGUAGUUGCAAAUUAUAUGGUAACAGUAGCCACAUUAGUAGUUUGGUGGCAUGAGAAACAUAUAGUAAAGGAGCCUUACUUGGACUUUAAAGUAGCACGUGAAAUAUAUCUAAGGCGUCUUUACUAUGGAAACAAUAGAGUUUGUGUAGAGCAACUUAGACUCAAUAAACAUUGUUUUACUGUUUUAUGUACAAAUUUAAGAGAGCAUUGUGGGUUGAGGGAUACUAGAAAUAUUACUGUUGAAGAAGCAGUUGCAAUGUUUCUCUAUGUUCUUGCUCAUAACUUUAAGAAUCGCACUGUCAAUUUUAAUUUCAUAAGAUCAGGUGAGACAGUUAGUCGAUACUUUAAUAUAGUUCUAUGUGCUAUCAUAAAAUUGGGGAGACACUAUCUUAUCCAGCCUGAAACGGAAAUGGAAGGUUACGAGCAUGAAAAGUGGGAAUGGUUUCAGGAUUGUCUUGGAGCGUUAGACGGUACUUAUGUUAAAGUACAUGUUCUUCUUAGAGAUCAAGGAAGAUAUAGGAAUAGGAAGAAUGAGAUAGCAACAAAUGUUUUAGGUGUAUGCUCCCGUGACAUGAGAUUUACAUAUGUAUUGCCUGGAUGGGAAGGUUCUGCAGCAGAUAGUAGAGUUCUACGGGAUGCGUUAGUUAGAUCAGAUCCAUUAAUUGUUCCCAAGGGCAAGUACUUUCUUGUUGAUGCGGGUUAUGCAAAUAGCUCCGGUUUCUUAGCUCCAUAUAGGGGAGUUAGAUAUCAUCUUAGCGAGUGGUCUGCUAGUGGGAGGAAGCCUCAAAAUUUUAAAGAGUUAUUCAACCUUCGACAUUCAAUUGCUCGAAAUGUGAUUGAAAGGACAUUUGGUUUGUUCAAGAAGCGGUGGGCCAUUUUGAGAGAUGCAUCUUUUUUUGAUGUUAAGACUCAUGUCAUGAUAAUUAAUGCAUGUGCCAUCCUUCAUAAUCUUAUUCGAGUAGAACAACCAAAUGACCCUUACUUGGAUGAAGUUGAUGCUGAGAUGCGAAGAGUACAACAUGAGGUUGAUGAUGAAGAUGAAAUGGAAGAUGAAGAUGAGGAAAAUGGAAUGGAAGAUGAUGGUCCAAAUAAUGAUGGUGGUGUAAAUGCUGUUAACGAGAAUCGAAUUCGAACGGUACAACCAACUAGCGAGUGGACACAAUUUAGGAAUGCUUUAGCACGAGCAAUGUUUAUUGACUAUCAAAUUAGACAAGGCCAUCAUGGAAGUUGAAAUUUGAUAGGAAUUUAUUCGAACUUAAUUUAAUAUUAGAAUGGCCAUUUAUUGAAAAAUAGUAGCAAUGUAUAACUGUGCUUUUCUUUCUCUUUUUUUUUUGGCUAA
This is a messenger RNA of Coffea eugenioides, 1746 nucleotides long. RefSeq names its product protein ALP1-like. The record is from RefSeq and is a predicted model, not a curated record. Lineage: Eukaryota; Viridiplantae; Streptophyta; Magnoliopsida; Gentianales; Rubiaceae. Bases 364 to 1638 code for a protein of 424 amino acids. The transcript has 4 exons.